AAGGAAUUCUUUGACAAACUUAAAGCGAAAGUCAAGCAUUAUUCCUCCUAUCCGGGGGCGUAUCAUGAGAUACACAAUGAACCUGGCGGUGUCUCGGACAAAUCCAUCAACGAAUGCAUUUCGUGGGUUGAAGUCCAGACCUCAAAUUCACAGGAACAACAAAAGCUUUAAAAGGGCGUUGGGGUUCUUGCGGGAAAUAAUUGUAUGAAGCUAUGCUUCUUAAAGAGUGUAAUUGCACCUCCAUCUGCACCCAAUAGAUCAUUUGUAGUCUGUAUCUACAUAUCUCCUACUGAGGCUAGACCAGUGUUUGCGGGUCAGGAGAGCCACCGACCGUGGGAAUACUACACUUUCGCCACGGCUACAAUCAACACUUAACCAUAAAACCAUGACCGACGAUUUCCUGGCCCGCGAACAAGCUAUUUUGGGGUCGGCUUUCUCUUCUAGUGGGAAUGCGAGCACUAUAGGUGGUGAUAUUGACUUCACUAAGGCUGCUGCUAGCUUCCCUGCUCUUGAAGACCUAGACGGAGAAAUUUCAUCAGUACCCGACACUGGCACGAGCAAUGGAUUCCUAAAUGAUUUUGACGACUUUGGCACGCCCAUUGCCUCCACCUAUGAGGUGAAAGUCACGGGUGGUGAUGAUGAAGUAGAACGUUUCGAGAAUGAGUUCCCGAGUUUGGACAAUAGCGAGUUCGGUACCCCAACAUCAUCAUUCCAACCACCGUUCUUUGCUCAGCCGCAAUCCCGUCCUUCGUUCCAGCCUCCCACAUUCACCCCUCAGCUGGGCGCCGACGAAGAGGAACCUGAGCCUAUCAGGAAAUGGCGCGAACGUCAAGAAGAGGAGAUUCGUCGUCGAGAUGAGGCCUCUGCGGCUAAAAAGCGGGAGACUAUCAGUAACGCCGAAAAAGCGAUCGAUGACUUCUACAAGGAGUACAAUCAAAAAACCGAGCGCAACAUAAAACAGAACAAGGAGAAUGAGGCUCAGUUCCUGGCCGAUCUUCAGACUUCGUUGUCUGUUGGGACAACUUGGUCGCGGAUUGCUGAUAUCAUUGAACUUCAAAACUCGCAAUCGAAGACCCUUGCUCGUGCUGGUCCAGGGACAACUGACUUGACUCGUUUUAAGGAGGUGUUGUUGAGAUUGAAACGAGAAGGUGAUAUAGCACCUGGCGCUGGAGGAUAUUAGAUUUAUUUGAUGGAGCGCCCAGCAGGACAGAUGUAUUCUAAUUUGCGCACUGUCAUGCAUGAUGCAUUUGCCUGGGGCAUGGCAUAAAUACAUAUCCUAUAAUUCGGAUUCUGAUGAAAGGAUACAAG
Molecule: messenger RNA, 1308 nt
Organism: Cantharellus anzutake
Lineage: Eukaryota; Fungi; Basidiomycota; Agaricomycetes; Cantharellales; Hydnaceae
Product: clathrin light chain
Exons: 5
Coding region: 386-1180 (264 amino acids)
Biological process (GO): clathrin coat assembly; intracellular protein transport; clathrin-dependent endocytosis
Cellular component (GO): clathrin coat of trans-Golgi network vesicle; plasma membrane; clathrin coat of coated pit
Molecular function (GO): clathrin heavy chain binding; structural molecule activity
Source: RefSeq, a predicted model, not a curated record